CCGACCCGCCCCUUGCCAACAGAGGCUUGCCCACGCGCGGUCCCCUGGCCUCCCAGUUUUUUCUCUCCGCUAGCAGUUUCCGUCACUCCCGGAAGUAGAUUGCGCCAGGGAAAGGCCUUAUCGCGGUGUGUGUUUCCGUCUACGUGGAUUAAACAUUGCUUCCCUCCGUCUGCCUGGAUUAAACGUGCACUUUGCAGUCCUCACUUCUCCAUACCAGUGCUCUGGGGAUCGCUACGGACCUUAAAAUAUCCAUAGCCCCUUCGCCCCUGCAACAGCCACUUCUCCCCACGUUUGAUGUGUGAAUAAUUAACAUUGACUGAGAAAGAAACCCAGAAGAGGAAAGAAAAGGAGUCAGUGAUGGCUACUCAGGGACCUUUGACAUUCAAGGAUGUAGCCAUAGAAUUCUCUCAGGAGGAGUGGAAAUGCCUGGAACCUGUGCAGAAAGCUUUGUAUAAGGAUGUGAUGUUGGAGAACUACAGGAACCUGGUCUUCCUAGGUAUCUCUCCUAAAUGUGUGAUCAAGGAAUUACCACCAACAGAGAACAGUAAUACAGGAGAAAGGUUCCAAACAGUGGCACUGGAAAGACAUCAAAGCUAUGAUAUUGAAAAUUUAUACUUCAGGGAAAUACAGAAACAUCUAUAUGACCUUGAAUUUCAAUGGAAAGAUGGUGAAACAAAUUAUAAAGAAGUGCCAGUGCCCCAUGAAAACAAUCUUACUGGUAAAAGAGAUCAACAUAGUCAAGGGGAUGUAGAAAACAAUCAUAUUGAAAACCAGCUUACGUCAAGCUUUCAGUCACAUCUGACUGAACUGCAGAAAGUUGAAACUGAAGGGAGAAUGUUUGAAUGUAAUCAAACGGAGAAGACAGGUAAUAACAGUUGCUUAGUUUCUCCACACAUUAGGGAAAAACAUUAUGUAUGUAAUGAGUGUGGCAAAGCCUUUAAAACAUCUUCCAGCCUUGUUAAUCAUCAGAGGAUACAUACUACAGAGAAACCUUACAAAUGCAAAGAGUGUGGCAAAGCCUUUCAUCGGGCCUCCCUACUAACUGUACAUCAGGUAGUCCAUACAAGAGGGAAAUCAUAUCAAUGUGAUGUAUGUGGCAAGAUCUUCAGAAAAAAUUCAUAUUUUGUAAGACAUCAAAGGAGUCACACUGGACAGAAAGCCUACAUGUGUAAUGAAUGUGGUAAGUCCUUUAGUAAAAGUUCCCACCUUGCAGUUCAUCAGAGAAUUCAUACCGGUGAAAAGCCUUACAAAUGUAAUCUGUGUGGGAAAUCCUUUAGUCAACGUGUCCAUCUUAGACUUCAUCAGACAGUUCAUACUGGAGAGAGGCCCUUCAAAUGUAAUGAGUGUGGCAAAACCUUUAAACGGAGCUCAAAUCUCACUGUACAUCAGGUAAUCCAUGCAGGAAAGAAACCAUAUAAAUGUGAUGUAUGUGGCAAGGCAUUCAGACAUAGAUCAAAUCUUGUAUGUCACCGGAGAAUCCACAGUGGAGAGAAACAAUACAAAUGCAACGAAUGUGGCAAGGUCUUCAGUAAACGUUCAAGUCUUGCAGUGCAUCGGCGAAUUCACACUGUAGAGAAACCUUGCAAAUGCAGUGAAUGUGGCAAGGUCUUCAGUAAACGUUCGAGUCUUGCAGUGCAUCAGAGAAUUCAUACUGGACAGAAAACGUACAAAUGCAAUAAAUGUGGCAAGGUCUACAGUAAGCAUUCACGUCUUGCAGUGCAUUGGAGAAUUCAUACCGGAGAGAAAGCUUAUAAAUGCAAUGAAUGUGGCAAAGUUUUCAGCAUACAUUCACGACUUGCAGCGCAUCAGAGAAUUCAUACUGGAGAGAAACCUUACAAAUGCAAUGAAUGUGGCAAGGUCUUCAGUCAACACUCACGUCUUGCAGUGCAUCGGAGAAUUCAUACUGGAGAGAAACCUUACAAAUGCAAAGAAUGUGGCAAGGUCUUCAGUGACCGUUCAGCUUUUGCAAGGCAUCGGAGAAUUCAUACCGGAGAGAAGCCUUACAAAUGCAAAGAAUGUGGCAAGGUCUUCAGUCAGUGUUCACGUCUUACAGUGCAUCGGAGAAUUCAUAGUGGAGAGAAACCUUACAAAUGCAAUGAAUGUGGCAAGGUCUACAGUCAAUAUUCACAUCUUGUAGGGCAUCGAAGAGUUCAUACUGGAGAGAAACCUUACAAAUGUAAUGAAUGUGGCAAAGCCUUUAAUCAGGGCUCCACACUGAAUAGACAUCAGAGAAUUCAUACCGGAGAGAAACCUUACAAAUGUAAUCAGUGUGGGAAUUCCUUUAGUCAGCGUGUCCAUCUUAGACUUCAUCAGACUGUUCAUACUGGAGACAGACCUUACAAAUGUAAUGAGUGUGGCAAAACCUUUAAACGGAGCUCAAACCUCACUGCACAUCAGAUAAUUCAUGCAGGAAAGAAACCAUAUAAAUGUGAUGAAUGUGGCAAGGUAUUCAGGCACAGUUCACAUCUUGUAAGUCACCAGAGAAUCCACACUGGAGAGAAAAGAUACAAAUGUAUUGAAUGUGGCAAGGCCUUUGGGCGGUUGUUUUCCCUCAACAAACACCAAAGAAUUCAUUCUGGCAAAAAACCUUAUAAAUGUAAUGAGUGUGGGAAAUCUUUUAUUUGUCGCUCAGGCCUCACUAAACAUCGAAUAAGACAUACUGGAGAGAACCUUACAACUAAACUCAAUGUGACAAGGCCUUAGACGUUGUCCUAGUUUCUAGAAUCACUGAAUAAUUCAUACUUACUGUUAUAGCUUGUGUAUUUUUCCCUUCUCUUGAAAUCCCUGUGGAAUUAUAAUCUCCAGUAUUGGAGGUGGGGCCCGUUGGGAGGUGAUUGGAUCAUGGAAGUGGAUUUCUCAAAUUGAGAAAGAUUUAGCAUCAUCCCCUUGGUGCUGUCCUGGCAAUAGUAACUUCUCUUGAGGUCUGACUAUUUAAAAGUGCAUAGCAGGCCGGGCGCGGUGGCUCAAGCCUGUAAUCCCAGCACUUUGGGAGGCGGAGACGGGUGGAUCAUGAGGUCAGGAGAUCAAGACCAUCCUGGCUAACACGGUGAAACCCCGUGUCUA
Piliocolobus tephrosceles (Ugandan red Colobus) is the source of this 3063-nucleotide messenger RNA. It is a transcript of the gene ZNF616, whose product is annotated as zinc finger protein 616. Bases 358 to 2703 code for a protein of 781 amino acids. The transcript is spliced from 4 exons. Gene Ontology annotation, biological process: regulation of DNA-templated transcription. Lineage: Eukaryota; Metazoa; Chordata; Mammalia; Primates; Cercopithecidae. The record is from RefSeq and is a predicted model, not a curated record. Gene Ontology annotation, molecular function: RNA polymerase II cis-regulatory region sequence-specific DNA binding; DNA-binding transcription factor activity, RNA polymerase II-specific.